AGAUUUUGCAUCGUGAUAUUAGAGCUGAGAAUGUAUUGAUCACACAUAAUAAUACAGCAAAACUUACGAAUUUUAAAUCAAGUCGCUCAUAUAAGGCAGAUACGAUGAAUCAAAUCCAAAAUAUAGGACAGAUUCGAUAUAGUGCUCCUGAAAUAUUGAAGAGGACCCCAGGCUUCAAAUACAAUAAUAAAUGUGAAGUUUAUAGCUUUGGAAUUUUACUUUGGGAAAUUUCAGAGGAAAAAACUCCAUAUGAAAAUUUGGAUGAUUUGUUAGAAAUAACUAAUCUUGUGCUUAAUAAAUAUCGGGAACCAUUUUCUGAAAAUAAUCAAAUGCCGGACGAAUUCAAAAAUUUAGCACUUGAUGCCGUUAACCACGUCCCAGAAUUUAGACCAAAAUUCACGACAAUGUUAGAAAUUCUUAGUAAUUGUUUAGAAUCUAUCGAAAGAUCUCCACAUACACCUUCAUUUAAUUAUAUGACGCAUGAUGAAUCGGCAAAAAAACCCAAAAAACAUGAAAUGAUCGAUUUAAUUACUAAAAUUAGAGAUCUCCUCGACAAAGUUGAUAAAAUAACACAAGCAGCUGAACAUAAUAAGCGAAUUUGUAAAGUGUUUAAAUAUCGAGUUUAUGUUGUGUAUUUAGCUAUACUUGAUCUUAAAGUUCAUGGAGAUGAUAAAGAAUAUUUUAAUGAAAACAAUCAUCAAUGUCUACAAAAUUUAGUUGCUGUUAUUACGAAAAUUGAAGAAUUUGUAGCAGAUAUUUCUCAAAUGACAACUUUAUUGAAGUCAAAUUAUAAUCAACCGAAAAAUAUUGAGAAAAUAUUCAAAGAAUUAUGUAAAGGUUUUGACAAUUGUAUAAUCGGUGUAAAUUCAUCAGAAUUUAAUACUACGAUUAAAAACAAAAUUCAUCCCGAAGAAGAAGCUGAAGCAUUAAAGGCCGAUCAAGACGAAUUAAAUAACGUAAGCCUAUAGUGAUUUUAUAUAUUAUUUGCAAGUUCAAUCCUAACAUUAUUAAAUUAUUUAGUAUUUUGAAAUUGCCGAAAUUAGAGUUGAUAAUGAGGACAAUAAGAAAAAGCUUCUAAAAGUCAAUAAAAUGAACAACGACAUGGAAGAAUUUUUAGACAAGCAAAUGGAAAAUGAAAAUAACCUAGAAACAUAUCAAUUGAAGUAUGAUGAGAUUUUCCAAGCACAUCAACUAGUAUUCUCUGAUUACAUAAAAACCGACGAGGAACCACGUAGGGAUGGGACUUAUUUGAAAGUGACUAAGUGGGUUAAUGUUAAUAAUGAAAAUGAAGAAUAUGCAUUUAAAAAUAUAUCUGAAAAAGAUAAAAGUGGCGUACAAAAUCAAGUUACAAUUCUUAGAGAACUUCACGAUUGGCAGAAUAUAAUAAAAUUUUACGGUCUUACUAAUGAUGGAAAUAAAUGGUAUU
Rhizophagus irregularis DAOM 181602=DAOM 197198 is the source of this 1426-nucleotide messenger RNA. The record is from RefSeq and is a predicted model, not a curated record. NCBI's taxonomy places the organism in Eukaryota, Fungi, Glomeromycota, Glomeromycetes, Glomerales, Glomeraceae.